Molecule: messenger RNA, 1645 nt
Organism: Eruca vesicaria subsp. sativa (arugula)
Lineage: Eukaryota; Viridiplantae; Streptophyta; Magnoliopsida; Brassicales; Brassicaceae
Source: the annotation of a GenBank genome assembly
GCGUUCCUCACGAAACUCCAGACCAGAUCUAUUCUUCUUAUCCUUCUCUCUUCCCAUCUUCUUCGUGAGUUUUCUUCAGCUUCAACUUCACUUCCCCAUUCACUCUCUCGAUCCAUAACAAUGUUUCAACCCUUCAAAACCGGUGGCUUCGACGGCCACGUCAUAGAUCUACACACGGCGGUCAAAGACGGCGUCCUCGGCUGCGGCGGAGACACCAAAACCACUCUUGUCGAAACCAAAUUAGAUCUGAAAACGAUGAUAACAGAGCUUGAAUUACCAGAAACACCCUCUGUUUUCAUCUGUCCCAUCUCUCUAGAGCCAAUGCAAGAUCCAGUCACACUCUGUACCGGUCAAACCUACGAGAGGUCAAACAUCUUAAAAUGGCUGAGCUUAGGACACCGCACUUGCCCCACCACGAUGCAAGAGCUUUGGGACGAUGUCGUCACGCCGAACAAGACGCUGCACCAGCUGAUCCACACUUGGUUCUCUCAAAAGUAUGUAAUGAUGAAGAAACGGUCGGAAGAUGUCGCCGGGAGAGUGAUUGAGAUCGUUGGGGAGUUGAGAAAGGCUAAAGGGAAAAAGAAAGUUCAUGCUUUAAACGAGCUUAAGGGAGUUGUGUUGGGUCAUGAGAUUGCUAAGAAGAGUGUUGUUGAUGAAGGUGGAGUGUUUGUUAUCUCUUCUCUUUUAACUCCUUUUACUUCUCACGCUGUUGGUUCAGAAGCUGUAGCGAUUUUGGUUAAUCUUGAGCUUGAUUCCGUCUCUAAAGCGGGGUUGAUGCAGCCCGCUAGGGUUUCGUUGAUGGUUGACAUGUUGAAUGAUGGUUCGAUUGAGACUAAAAUCAACUGUGUGAAGUUGAUUGGGAAGUUAGUUGAGGAAGAAGGUUUUAGAGCAGAGCUUGUGUCUAGUCACAGUUUACUUGUCGGAUUAAUGAGAUUGGUUAAAGAUAGACGAAGAAGAAACGGUGUCUCAGCUGCUUUGACGUUACUUAAAUCCAUCUCGGUUCAUAGACAAGUCAGAAGCUUGAUGGUUAGUGUUGAAGCGGUUCCUCAGCUCGUUGAUGUGUUGCCUUGUUUAGGACCAGAGUGUUUGGAAUCAGCACUCUACGUGUUGGACUGUUUAUGUUCAGAUGAGGAAGGAGUGAAGGCGUUGAAAGAUUCUGUUAACACGAUUCCUAAUACGGUUAGGGUGUUGAUGAGAGUGUCUGAGACAUGCACGGCUUACGCGGUUUCGAUUCUUUGGUCGGUUUGCAGAUUAGCGUCGAGAGAGUGUUCGUCUCUUGCGGUUGAACUUGGUUUGGCUGCGAAGCUUUUGCUUGUGAUUCAAAGUGGGUGUGAUCCGGCUUUGAAGCAGCGUUCUGCUGAGUUGUUGAAGUUGUGUAGUUUGAAUUAUUCGGAUACCAUGUUUAUUUCUAAAUGUAAACUUACACCAACGAUUCAAUAAUGGGUUUUUGACAAGUUUAUUUAUCAACAAGUAUAUCAGAUUAAAUUCGUAUUUGUACAUUGGAGGGGAAUUAAAAGUUUCUUUUUUUUUUAAUUUGCAUUGGUCUGGUUUCUUUCACUGUGUGUGUGGAUGAAUGAUUGAAAAGAAAGGGAUGAUUUGACAAAUCGUUUGUGCAACUGUUAACUGUUUGUUUGUCCAAUAAAAC